Physella acuta is the source of this 2302-nucleotide messenger RNA. Its product is annotated as zinc finger protein OZF-like. Gene Ontology annotation, biological process: regulation of transcription by RNA polymerase II. The record is from RefSeq and is a predicted model, not a curated record. Gene Ontology annotation, molecular function: RNA polymerase II cis-regulatory region sequence-specific DNA binding; DNA-binding transcription activator activity, RNA polymerase II-specific. NCBI's taxonomy places the organism in Eukaryota, Metazoa, Mollusca, Gastropoda, Physidae. Gene Ontology annotation, cellular component: nucleus.
AACCCAAGAUGGCUGCUAAAAGUGCUAAAGUGUAAAUGAGCUUGGUUACAUCUGAAUAAUCUGAUCAUCUGAUGAAAACAUCGCUAGUCUUUUUUUUACUGAAAGUUUUUAAUACAAUUUUAUAAAAUUAAAAACAGGUAGAUCUAGAUCUACACAACACUCUACAGACAGAGAACAAGAGUUUUCUUGACAUAAAGGUCCACCUGCAGUUAAAAUGGAAAUAAAAGUUGAACCAGAUGUUCAAACUCUUUCAAAUUCAGAGACAAUUUUAAGUGAGCAUGGUUCAGAAAACUCCAUAGACCACAAAAGUUUUGAAAAUCUUUUUAUUUAUUUUAACAAGGUUGCAGGCUCCGAGAGUGGUCAAGAUAAACCCUUUGUGUGUGAUUUGUGUAAUCAAGUGUUUAAUACCAGGCGUAAUAUAAGGCGCCAUAUGUAUCAGCAUUUAGAAAAGAAGCACAGCAUGCCUUCAAAAUCAAAGGAGAAGUCAUUUAUUUGUGAAGUGUGUGGUAAAUCAUUUAGUACAAAAGGAAAUAUGAAGAGGCACGAGAAAGUGCAUGUGCUAGUGAAUAAACUUUCUUGUAAAGUUUGUAAUAAAUCUUAUACUAGAAAGAUUACUUUAAAUAAUCAUCUGUGUGAUAGUUGUAACCGUGAAUUGAAUGAACAUAAUUUGAUGCCCUCAAAUAAAAAAGUAUUCAUCUGUAAUGUAUGUAGUAAAUCAUUUAGGAAAAUGGCUUAUUUGGAAAUACACCACCGCGUGCAUACAAAGGAAAAGCCAUACACUUGCGAGGUGUGUAACAAAUCUUUUACCACAAAGAGUCAUCUCUAUCAGCAUCAGUUUGUGCAUUCAAAAGAGAAGCAGUUCAUUUGUAAAUUUUGUGGUCAAUCUUACUUCCAUAAAAGCAAUUUAAGGGUGCACAUUUAUACGCAUACAAAAAGAAUUGAAUAUAAAUGUGACAUAUGUAAUAUUUCAUUUCGUACGGAAGAUAAUUUCAAACAACAUCAAUAUUUUCAUACUAAUGUGAAGCCUUUCUCUUGCAAUGUGUGUAAUAUGUCAUUUUCUCGAAAGGAGUACCUAAAACGGCAUUCUAUCGUGCACAGCAAUGAGAAGCCAUACACCUGUACUGUGUGUGGUAAGUCAUUUGCACUAAUGAGCAGAUUGAAUAUUCAUCAUCGCGUGCAUUUGAAAGUCAAACCCCAUGCUUGUAGUAUAUGUGACAAAUCAUUUUCCAAACGCUGUGAUUUAAAGCAGCAUCUUCGUGUGCAUACAAAAGAGAAACCUCAUGAAUGCUAUGUCUGUGCUAAAAGAUUUGCCCGAUAUGAUAACUUAAGAGUACAUAUACGUACACAUACUAAAGAAAAGCCGUUUAGUUGUAAUUACUGUUCUAAAUCCUUCACUCAGAGGUCGAGUUUAAAAGUUCAUCGACGUGUUCAUACCAAAGAGAAACCUUACUCCUGUAACAUAUGCGGUAAAUCAUAUAGUCAAAGUGUAAGUUUGAAGCUGCAUAUGUUCUUGCAUUCGUAUAAGACACACAGUUGUGAUCAGUGUGGCCAAGCGUUUGAUGAUUUUAAACAAAUUAAAAAACAUAUGCUUUCACAUAAGUAAGAGCAGCCCUGUAGAAUCAUUUAUUCACAGGAUAUUAUCAUAUCAUUAUAUUUUCCAGUAUUUAUACGUCAGUUUAUAAAGUUGACAUCAACCAACGUAUCUGCAAAUAAAUGACACAAGUUUAAAAAAAAUGAAAUUCAGGAUUUAAUUGGAUCUCAUUUUAUGAGCUACAUUGGUUUGGUUAUUUUAUACUUUUUAUCAGUAUUUUAAUGGGAUGGUAUGGUAGGGCAGUAGAUCUCAAAAACAUUUAUAACCAUGUUGUGCAUUAUUUCUUAAUUAACUUAAUACUGUUUUCUCUAUAAUAAAAUACCUGAUCCUUUUUGUGAGGCACAGCCUGAGAAACUAAAUCAUAGCUAUGACACCUGUAUCCUCUUAGCUAGUUAGACUUUAACCCCCACCAGCCUGGUUGAUGGCACUUAACCCUUAAAGCACGCCAAGCCACAAUCGUGGCUUUGCUGUUACAUAACUUAUAAGGUCACAUGGUGCACGCUUAAAGGGUGAGUUAAUAGCUUGCCCGCAACUGAGUUUUUCUUGUUGUGGGCAAAUCAUAUUUACUUUGAUAAAAAGUGUUAUGUGCACCUUUAUAAGUGGCUGAUGAUUUCAAUUUUAAUACGCUAUUGUAUAUUAAAUACAUUGUAAUUUUAAUUAAGGUAUUGUACAUCCAUGUUUUGUAUAGUUGUAAGUUUUGUUACAUUUAUA